AUGAAAGCCGCAGCUGCUCGCUCAAGGCAGUCGACGCUCUUCGACUUCGGGCUUCACAAGCUGUCGCAUGGCGCAUCCCCUAGCAAACGGUCCGGCUUUCAAGGCCCUAGAUUAUGUCCUGAGGCAUUAGAGCAACGUCGUCAGCGUGAGGAGGCGGAAGCAGUUCAGAGAAACGUGAGCAGGCCGCAGACUGCUGGUCAAGCAAGGCUUGUCGAGGCCGACUUGCGGUCUGGCAUCCGUCCCGUCGGUCGUCCCAGGACCAUCAAUAAGGAAAUAUCUCGCCAUCCGGUUAUGGCUUUAGCUUUGAUAUGUUUUGGUAUUCAAGUACAUAGGUGUUUCCUCAAGAAACAAGUUGUUGCAUGGAAUGCAGCACGGCAGAAACGCCGAGCCUGCGGCGACCCCGAACUUUUGUGCCGUACUUGCAAAUUAUUGCUGCGCGACCCCGAAUUUCAAAAAUCGCGAAUUUUUUCCAGGGCUGUUUUUGAGGGUGUCCCGAAAUCAUCAGGCAUAAAUCAUAAGUGGGACUACGGUAAAGCGUGA
Messenger RNA from Volvox carteri f. nagariensis, 540 nucleotides. RefSeq lists its product as uncharacterized. The record is from RefSeq and is a predicted model, not a curated record. Bases 1 to 540 code for a protein of 179 amino acids. NCBI's taxonomy places the organism in Eukaryota, Viridiplantae, Chlorophyta, Chlorophyceae, Chlamydomonadales, Volvocaceae. The transcript has a single exon.